Messenger RNA from Arachis ipaensis, 1213 nucleotides. The record is from RefSeq and is a predicted model, not a curated record. Lineage: Eukaryota; Viridiplantae; Streptophyta; Magnoliopsida; Fabales; Fabaceae.
CAGGCUUUUCAUUUAUACUCUAAAAUGCUUGCUAAGGGAAUUUCUCCUAAUGUUAUCACAUACAGUUCUCUCAUUUUUGGAUUGUGUCUUGAGGGUCAAUAUAAGGAAGCCAUUGAUUUGUUAAGUGAUAUGGUGCUUAGAAACAUUACUCCAGAUGUUCGUACCUAUAGUAUUUUGAUCGAUGGGCUAUGCAAGGAAGGAAAGAUCAAAGAUGCUAAGAGUGUAUUGGCUGUAAUGGCAAAACAUGGUGUGAAACCAGAUGUAGUUACUUAUAACAGCUUAAUGGAUGGAUAUUGUUUGGUUAAUCAGGUAAAUAGGGCAAAAUAUAUAUUCAACACAAUGGCCCAAAUUAGAGUGUUGCCCAAUGUUCGAAGUUACAGUAUCAUGAUUAAUGGCUUCUGCAAAAGUAAAAUGGUCGAUGAAGCCUUGAAUCUCUUUGAAAAAAUGCGUCGCAAGAACUUGGUUCCAGACACGGUAACUUACAGCACUCUUAUUGAUGGCUUGAGCAAAUCGAAGAGAAUCUCUUGUGCUUUAGAGCUUCUUGUCGAGAUGCAUGAAAGAGGUCAACCCACUGAUGUAGUCACUUACAAUUCCUUGUUGGAUGGGAUGUUUAAUAUCAAACAACUUGACAAGGCACUUAUGUUAUUUAUUGAAAUGAAAGAGAGUGGCAUUGAUCCAAAUAUAUGUACAUGCAAUAUACUUAUAGAUGGCCUAUGCAAAAGUGGAAGACUUAUAGAUGCAAAAGAGAUUUUUCAAGAUCUUUCCGUUAAAGGCUAUCGUCCAAAUGUGAGGACAUACAAUAUUAUGAUCAAUGGAAGGCAAUGGUUGCUUACCAGAUGCUGUGACUUUUGAAACUGUUAUCCGUGCUUUGUUUGAAAAAGAUGAGAAUGACAUGGCGGAGAAACUUCUUCGAAAAAUGGUUGCUAGAGGCUUAUUGAAUUGAUAAAAGAAGGUAAAAUACAUCAACUCAAAUUGAAAUUACAUCUCACUGUUGCUGAAUAUGUAUCAUAGUUUUGUAAAUUCUGUGUCUGUUGGGUCAGAGGACUUUGGCAAUACCAUAACAUUAAUUAAUUUUGCACUUCCGAUUUUUGCAAUUGCUAUCAUCCUUUUUCAUUCCACUACAUUAUUGAUUCUUUAGAUGAUAUUCCUAGUUAUAGCUUACAGAUUUUGUGUUUAAGAUCUCUUUAUAGCAACAGAGUGUUAUUUACUGUUA